This is a messenger RNA of Trichoderma harzianum CBS 226.95, 484 nucleotides long. RefSeq lists its product as hypothetical. The record is from RefSeq and is a predicted model, not a curated record. NCBI's taxonomy places the organism in Eukaryota, Fungi, Ascomycota, Sordariomycetes, Hypocreales, Hypocreaceae. The coding region runs from base 67 to 315 and encodes 82 amino acids. The transcript has a single exon.
GCUUGCUAAAAAGUCUCUAAUUUUCUACUUCGAGGUAAUAGCCGGAGAUGUGAUUUCUUCUCCCACAUGUCGCGACAUCAUACCGAUUCCAUCUCAAACGGCAUGCAUUUCCCAUCACAGUCACACAAAAGGAUGACGAAAGGACGCUUUUAUCCGGCAAUGAGGGGUGAAUACUGUCGUGGCUAUGCGGAGAUCCUUGGUCAUAGUAUAGAGAACUUAGAAUGGAUGGAGAAUCGAUUACGAAAUCAUACACUGCCGGCAACUUGUUUGUUUGUUUGUUUGUUUGUUUUAUUAUUAACGACCAUAAGUAUCUAGUUAACUAGAUACACAAAUCCUCAUCUGGGCAAUAGGUCGGUAGGAGCCAGUUUCCGUCUUAAUCACCGCCACGUGGUCUUAUUCCUUCGAGACCGGCCUAGCUAGACAGCAAGCUUAUCAACCAAUAGCCGGAGGUGUUGACCCCUGUUCGCUACGUUUCAGUGUGAUA